Phytophthora sojae is the source of this 1650-nucleotide messenger RNA. RefSeq lists its product as hypothetical. NCBI's taxonomy places the organism in Eukaryota, Oomycota, Peronosporomycetes, Peronosporales, Peronosporaceae. The transcript has 2 exons. The coding region runs from base 1 to 1650 and encodes 549 amino acids. The record is from RefSeq and is a predicted model, not a curated record.
AUGGCAACGAAGAAAGUGUGGUUCAAGCUGCUGUACAAGGACGGAGAAGAGGUCGUGCCUAACGUAACUUCCGUGGGCGUGCCUCGCGACGCCUGUGUUGAUCAUUUCCGAAAAGUUGCAUACAAGAAAGUCAAGACAGCUCUUCCAGCGCGCGUCAGUGUCCACCGUCUGAAAGCCUUCGCUAGCCGAGACGCGCACCAGCAGCAGUCCGCUUUGAAAAUGUCCGCCGAGUUGGGUGACUUCGGCCAAGACGCGGACGACCCAGUCGUCGUGCAAGUGCCUGAAGUGUGGGUCCGGUUGGUUGACGCUGAAUCUGGAGCUCCGUUCGCGGACACCGACCCUGCUUCGAUCCCUCUAACUGAGGGAGACCGUGUGGAAAGUCUACGGGAGAUUGUCGUUGACGCAUACCGAGUCAUUCUAGGCGAUGUUUCGCCAUACAGCCUCAAGUUCUACGCGAAUAUCAAGAUGCAAAAGCCGUUGCAUCCAGAGGCGCAGAUCGGUUUACUCGGUGGAACGCUGGAAACUGCAGUCAUUAUCAAAGUACCCAGUGUCGCUGGAUCACCGAAGAGGAAACGACCAUCAGAUGAUGUUGAUCCCAAGGCGGCAAAACACACCAAAGCUGACGUGCCGAUCUCGACAGUGAAGGAAAACAAGUUUCGACAAUUAUUUUCAAAUAACCAGUGCAUCGGUGGCAGCUUCGAAACCCAACGAACACUCACGGUAGAGAAGUUUUACCGACUGUUGUUUCCCGACGACGGGAGCUUGGGUCUUCCGGUCAUCUCUGUUCGAGCGCCACCAAUGUCUGGGAAGACAGAUAUGUGCUGUCUUCUCAAUAACUACAUCGUCGCCAACAACCCGCAAGUACUCGUCACACACAUCGCCGCGAGUUAUAUGCUAGACUCGGACACGGACAAGUUCAUGGCCUGCUUCGAGCGCCAAUUCGGUGGCACGUUCACACAAUUUAGCUCGCUUUCCCGCGAAAAGGUGGUGCUAAUUGACGAGGCCGAGAUGGCGUACAGGGAUGCUCAGCUUUGGGCUGGAAUAGCGAAGAGUGUGAUCAACGGGAGCAUUCCGCGCAUGCGGAUUGUCCUGUUCUCCUCGUAUGGCAGCUUCAACAACUUCAUUUGCGAAAAUCGGACUCGAUCUGGAGUUGAUAUCCGCCCUGAGUACAGGUUCGGGCUGCGAGGAACAGCAGUAAAGCCUGGCUUGGAGCUUACGCGUGGUGGCAUGAAGGCAGAAGCGGUUGACGUCAUCUGGAGCAUGUGCGGCGGCCACAUCGGACUUGCGCAUGCGACGCUCAGAUUCCUGCGCCUCCGGCUGGGCCAUGCAUUGCAUACCAUCGACGCCAGCAGUCUAAGCGUUGAACUUCAUUCAAGAGACUUGCUGGUCCAUCUAGGAUCCUUGAAGCGUGGAAUGCCGACACCUGAAGCUGUUACUUCCAUGGCAAAAUUUACGGGGUUAUCAGAGGCGAAGGUGGCGGGUAUUUUGAAUGAAGUGGCGCUCGGCCACACUGUUCUCGCCAAUGACAUGAAUAUGGAGAAGGGCCACUUGACUCGAUCCGGCUUCCUUUAUGAGGAUGAGAAUAGGCAUAUCCAGUUUGCGUCGGAUGUGCAUAAGACACUGUGGUUGAAUUCUAGCCAAAAGCACUAA